Molecule: messenger RNA, 2085 nt
Organism: Exophiala xenobiotica
Lineage: Eukaryota; Fungi; Ascomycota; Eurotiomycetes; Chaetothyriales; Herpotrichiellaceae
Exons: 4
Coding region: 745-1680 (311 amino acids)
Biological process (GO): positive regulation of ubiquitin-protein transferase activity; protein neddylation
Cellular component (GO): ubiquitin ligase complex
Molecular function (GO): ubiquitin conjugating enzyme binding; ubiquitin-like protein binding; cullin family protein binding
Source: RefSeq, a predicted model, not a curated record
GUGAUGGUAGUGCGUUGUGAGCCUCAUUUAUCGCGAAUUGUCUCUGUCGCGCACACCUGAAAUCAGUCCCUUGGUUCGAUUAGGCAUACAGUAGUCACUCCUGCGGCACUUGGCGAGACCAGCGGUGGACUUUUGCAAAGGAGGGACUAGCAAUUUUGUUGUUUGUCAGGUGUCGAGUCCAGCCCAUUCAAACAGUCCCGUCUCGCCCACUGGUUAGCAGUCGGCGCACCACAGGAUGCCCUCUUACACCCCAACGCAGAGAAUGUCGAUACACCAGUUCGUCCAUUUCACUCAGACAAGAGAAAGCAUAGCCGCAAAGUUUCUCAAAACCCACGACUGGAGCGUUGAACGAGCGCUUGAUUCGUAAGUGAGCACUUCCUUACUCUUGUCUCUGGUACUUCUCUUGCUUGUCUCCUUGCAAGGCACAAGGUUGGAUGGGUUGGUCGCCGUUCGUCGUUCGUGACCCCGGACAUCUGCGUCUGACGAAGUGAAGAAAGGCAAGCGUCCGAUGCCCAUUCACCGUGGAAAGCGGUAUAAAUUUACUUUAGACUGCUUGAGGAUAUCAACUUGGUGCUUCAUCGCAUCUUCUGCUGCCAAGAAUUGCCCUCUGCCGUCUCUGGAUCUGGGUUCCAGGCAUCCAUUGCUCCUUCUCCAUCACCCUUCACGUCACCUUCAACGUCCUCACACCCACCAUCAUACAUCCUCUUCUUUGCACAUAUCCUCCACUCUCAUCAGCAUACCACUAUGCCACCCAGGAAACGCAAAGCCUCCACUACUGCCAUGGCAGCCACCCCAAACACUCCACCUGAUAAAAAGGUCAAGGCGACCGGAACGACAGGACAGACGGGUAUUAGAGCUAAGCUUACUGGCCUUACCUCUGCUAUGACCUCUCUCACAUCCACUUCGCUAGUCAGUAGAGCAAAGACAAGCAAGAGUAGUGGAAAAUCCCACCAGUCAAAGCCCGCAGGAUUCUACCAGAGCAGCUCCGGUAAUGGCUCCCCGUCGCCAACCGAGAAGAAUCUGAACAAGCUCUUCGAUCAGUAUCGAGACAACCCCAAAGAGGCACCUGACACCAUCGGCAUCGAGGGGGCGCAGAGAUAUCUUACCGAUAUCAAGGUCGAACUCGACGAACUUGCACACUUGGCCAUCUGUGACCUGUUACAAUGUCCCUCUAUCGGUGAAUUCGAGCGAGACGGCUUCAUCUCUGGCUGGCGAAGCGCAUCUGCCGGGAGCAAACAGUACGACGCCACCGCCAACCAAGCUCAAUAUGUCGAUACCGUCCGAAAGAAGCUCUCCGCCGAUCCAGAUUACUUCAAACAAGUCUAUCGCAACUCAUUCAAGCUUGCCAAACCUGAAGGUCAAAAGAGUGUCCCCAUGGAUUCGGCCAUCGACUUUUGGAAUAUGUUCUUUCGCUCAGGGAAAGGUGGGAUCGAGUGGAAUACGGCGUCAACCAAAUGGCUCGACUUGUGGUGUGAAUUCUAUGAAUCUCGGAACAAGAGACCUGUCAACAAGGACCUAUGGAACAUGGUAGGAGAAUUGGUCAUGAAAACGAAGGAGCCUGAAGGAGAGUCAUUGUCCUGGUGGACUGAGGAUGGUGCUUGGCCUAUGGCGGUUGACGAUUUUGUUGCAUACGUCAAGGAUAAGAGAAAGGCUGAUGGUGACACGAUGGAUACGAGUUGAAGUGCUAACAGCAAGCUCAUGCACACCACCAUUGAUGCAGCAAAUUUGAUCCCGUGACGAACAAAGCGCACUGGAAGACGAUGGGAAUGAAUAACACAUCAGAAGCGUGCAGAUCAGAAGCAUACCUCAUACCGGGCUUUCCGCACUGUUCUGGAGACAGGGAUUACCAAUAUCAAGCACAACACGUUAGGAGGUAGUCCCAGUCUCAGCCUGGUCGGUAUUGGGGUUCACGUGAUACGUGAUGCGUGAUACAUUCACUUAUCAUGUUACUAAAUAACUGGCUAUCCACGAGAGCGUCAAUGCAGGUAUUGACGGCGAAACGGGCUCGCCUGAUAAACGUGGUAUCAGUAGCAAGUGAACGAACGAAAAUGAUGAAGAUAUAGAAUGGAGAUGCUAUAAUCCAUU